This is a messenger RNA of Pipistrellus nathusii (Nathusius's pipistrelle), 381 nucleotides long. The record is from the annotation of a GenBank genome assembly. Lineage: Eukaryota; Metazoa; Chordata; Mammalia; Chiroptera; Vespertilionidae.
AUGACUUCCUUGUUCGCUAAAGAACUUCGCCUUUCUAAAAGACAUGAAGAAAUAGUAUCACAAAGAAUAAAGUUACUUCAACAAAGGAAGAGUAAAUUAGAUCAAAACAGGGAAAAAGCAUCCCAGACUCAAGCAGCUGAGGCUGCUUUUAAAAGGAACCUUAGCCUUUUAAAGGACAUAGAAGCCGCAGAAAAGUCUCUGCAGAUCCGGAGUCACCCACUUCCACUGCCCGAGGUGGUGUCUCUUGAGACUCUUUACUGGGCAUCAGUGGAAGAAUAUAUUCCCAAAUGGGAACAGUUUCUUUUAGGAAGAGCACCACAUCCUAUUGGUGUUGAAAAUCAAGAUGAAGCAGAAAAUACUAUUCGGAACAAGGCACAGUGA